UGGCGCUAGAACACUGUGCCACAAGCCCUUGUAGGUAUGUAGGCUAACAUUCGUCAUAGGUACAAGGCAUCGUAGCUGAUGGUCUUUUUUUUCUUCUUUCCUUUUUCUUGGUAUGAGGUAUUCUUCAGUAUUCCUUCGUACUUACCUACCUACAUAACCUAAAGUAUGUGAUCGGCUAUACGGAAUAACUAGUGUAUCCUUAUCCUAUCUCUCUUCCUUUUCAGACAUAACUUCCUAAUAUCCAUCUAAGCUACAUCCGUACCUACAUAUUUCUCCUAAUAUUUGAACUUAACAAGUCAAGCAUCCGAAUCAUCUCUCACUUACUAUUAUUUCAGCUACCUCAUCUCUGUUUGAACCAAAUUGCUGACUCGAUAACUGCUCUCGUCAGGAUUCACGCUAUCCGGCGCCUUUAAAAUCCACCCCGCAACCCAACACCCAAUACCCAAUACCCAGUACCCUAGACCUGGACCCCUCACAUUUGCAUUUGCAUCUGUGACUGGUCAGAACAGAAAGCAUGGUGGCGGUAGUAGAUACAUCAUAUUAUGACGCUCUCGGCGUCCAGCCAACGGCUACCGAGCUCGAGAUCAAGAAGGCAUAUCGCAAACUUGCUAUCGUCCAUCAUCCAGACAAGAACCCAAAUGAUCCAACUGCCCACGAAAAGUUCCAGACCAUCGGCGAAGCCUAUCAGGUGCUUUCGGACCCCGACCUAAGGAAGGCAUACGAUAAAUAUGGCAAAGAUAGUGCCAAGCCCAGCGAGGGCUUCGUCGACCCUGCCGAGUUCUUUAGUAGUAUAUUCGGCGGUGAUGCCUUCGUCGACUGGAUUGGCGAGAUUAGUCUUAUGAAGGAUCUUACUACCACUAUGGACAUUACUAUGGCCGGCGAAGAGGAAGGAGAGGAGGAAGGAGAGAAGGAAGGAGAGGAGACAGAAUUCCCCGGUACUGAGGAAGCUAUACGCGAGAGUAAAAAAGAAGCUGUCGCCGAUACUCCAGGCGCUACCAGUGCGCCAGUGCCAGCGCCUGCUGUAGUCGUUGAAGAAGAACCUGAAAAGCCAUCCGCUGAGGUACAUCAUGACGCCCCCGCGGACAAGCCACCGGUACCCUCGCGCGGCGCUUCCCCGAGCCCUAAUGCUUCUGGUACAUCGACACCUUCGAGACAUGCGAUACCCAUCCGGCCCGCGCUCAUGGACCGUCCGUCGGAUGAUACACAUUUAGCGAGCCAGACAGAAGAGGAGAGAGAAUUACGAAAGAAGGAAAAAAAGAAGGGAUUAACCAAGGAGCAACGGGAACGGCUAGCUGCCUUUGAAAGGGAGCGCGCUAAAAUUCGGCAAGAGCGUGUCGAUACUCUCGCCUCCAAGCUUAUCGAUCGUAUAUCAGUAUGGACGGAGACAGAUAAAGGCCCUGAUGUCACCAAGGCCUUCCAGGACCAGAUCCGUCUCGAAGUGGAAAACCUCAAGAUGGAGAGUUUCGGACUCGAUAUUCUACAUGCCAUCGGCGCCGUGUACAUGUCGAAAGCCACAGCACUCCUCAAGUCGCAGAAGUUCCUUGGAAUCGGGGGCUUCUUUAGCCGUAUGAAGGACAAGGGAACCCUUGUCAAGGAGACCUGGAACACCAUAUCGUCGGCCAUCGACGCUCAGCAAACCAUGGAGGAAAUGGCGCGUAUGGAGCAGGCUGGUGGCGAGGACUGGACCGACGAGAAGAAGGUCGAGUACGAGCGUAGAGUUACUGGGAAGAUCCUCACAGCCGCGUGGCGCGGUAGCAAGUUCGAGAUCCAGAGCGUGCUACGUGAGGUCUGCGACAGUAUUCUCCAUGAUAAGAAGGUACCCCUAAGUAAGCGUUUAGAGAGAGCAGAAGCGCUUGUUAUUAUCGCGGAUAUUUUUCAGAAGGCCCAGAGAACAGAGGAGGAAGGCGAGUACAUGGCAUUCGAACAACUCGUAGCCGAAGCAGCUAUCAAGAAGGAAAAAGAAAAGGAUUCGAAGAAGAAGGGGAAAGACAAGGAUAGCAAGAAGGCCGAUGCACACAAGGAAUAGUCGUAAUAAGUCUGUCUUAUUCAGGGUUGCGGACUCUAGAGAUGCACUUUCUUGGAGGCGACUGGGGGCAUAUUCGAAAUUUCAUGGUUCCUGCACGAUGACCUUGAAACGGCGAUUCAAACCAGUGUGCAUCAACCCGGCCACAUUAUCCAGUUGACGUCGAAAUUGAAUAGGGGGCAGAAAAUUCGGGGAGAACUCAAGCUCUCUUAGCAGCUUAUGAAGUUCCGCGGGGAGGACGGACAAGUUGAUCCGGGAAAGGAGAUGGAAGAUAUCAUACAGCUCUUACGCUUCAUAGACUGGUUUUAGGGAGUCUUUGGCCAGGAUGGGAUAAAAAGCUCCCCUUAAUAUUACAUAUGCAUGCAUGCGUCUCUGUGAAUGGAAAUAUAAUCCACUCCACCUCUUA
Daldinia vernicosa is the source of this 2429-nucleotide messenger RNA. RefSeq names its product DnaJ-domain-containing protein. Lineage: Eukaryota; Fungi; Ascomycota; Sordariomycetes; Xylariales; Hypoxylaceae. The transcript is spliced from 3 exons. Bases 515 to 2026 code for a protein of 503 amino acids. The record is from RefSeq and is a predicted model, not a curated record. Gene Ontology annotation, biological process: protein import into peroxisome matrix. Gene Ontology annotation, cellular component: cytosol.